This is a messenger RNA of Mangifera indica (mango), 1568 nucleotides long. Its product is annotated as mitogen-activated protein kinase homolog MMK2. Gene Ontology annotation, molecular function: MAP kinase activity; ATP binding. Gene Ontology annotation, cellular component: cytoplasm; nucleus. The record is from RefSeq and is a predicted model, not a curated record. NCBI's taxonomy places the organism in Eukaryota, Viridiplantae, Streptophyta, Magnoliopsida, Sapindales, Anacardiaceae. The transcript has 6 exons. Gene Ontology annotation, biological process: protein phosphorylation; intracellular signal transduction. The coding region runs from base 235 to 1362 and encodes 375 amino acids.
GUCAAACUCGGGAAAAGUUGAUUUGGUCACGGGUCACUCAGGCGGCGCUUGUCCAGUUCAAGAGUUUUAAGUUCACACAAACAAUGUCAAAACGCUUUCCACCUACCAACACGCCCUCCCUCCUUCCUCCUCCAAAUUAGCUUUUUAUCUUUCUCCUUCUUACAAAAUCCUUCUCGGUUUGGAUUGGAUCCGAAUUUCGUACUCGGAGCCCGGUCAGAGGCAGAGAAGAGAGAUAUGUCAGCUGAAUCGAGCUCCGGUGCAGGGGACCAUACCAUCGUCAAAGGUAUACCUACUUACGGUGGACGUUAUGUGCAGUACAAUGUCUACGGUAACCUCUUCGAAGUUUCUAGAAAGUACGUCCCUCCGAUUCGCCCUGUUGGCAGAGGCGCUUACGGUAUAGUUUGUGCUGCCAUGAAUUCUGAGACACGGAAGGAGGUUGCCAUUAAGAAGAUUGGAAAUGCAUUUGACAAUAGAAUUGAUGCCAAGAGGACAUUGCGAGAAAUUAAACUGCUGCGACACAUGGAUCAUGAAAAUGUUAUUUCCAUCAAAGACAUCAUACGACCGCCACAGAGGGAGAACUUCAAUGAUGUAUACAUAGUUUAUGAAUUAAUGGACACUGAUCUGCAUCAAAUUAUACGAUCCCACCAAGAAUUGACAGAUGAUCAUUGUCGGUAUUUUCUGUAUCAGUUGUUACGGGGGCUGAAGUAUGUGCAUUCAGCGAAUGUUUUGCAUCGUGAUUUAAAACCCAGCAAUUUAUUCUUGAAUGCAAAUUGUGAUCUGAAGAUUGGAGAUUUUGGGCUUGCAAGGACGACCUCAGAAACAGAUUUCAUGACUGAGUAUGUUGUCACUCGUUGGUACCGUGCACCAGAACUACUUCUUAAUUGUUCAGAGUACACUGCAGCAAUUGAUAUUUGGUCAGUGGGUUGCAUACUUGGUGAAAUUAUGACAAGACAACCCCUGUUCCCUGGCAAAGAUUAUGUCCAUCAGUUGAGGCUGAUCACAGAGCUUUUAGGUUCACCUGAUGAAUCCAGUCUUGGGUUCCUACGAAGUGAUAAUGCCAGAAGAUAUGUUAGAAUGCUGCCACAGUACCCAAAACAAAAUUUCUCUGCUAGAUUUCCUAACCGAUCUCCUGGUGUAGUUGAUUUGCUUGAGAGGAUGCUUGUCUUUGAUCCAAACAGGCGGAUUACAGUUGAUGAAGCUUUGUGCCACCCAUAUUUAGCACCCCUUCAUGAUAUCAACGAGGAACCUAUUUGUCCAAGGCCAUUCACUUUUGACUUUGAGAAUCCAUCUUUUACUGAAGAAAAUAUCAAGGAGCUCAUCUAUAGGGAAUCAGUAAAAUUCAACCCAGAUCCAACUCAUUGAGGAUGAUGUGAUAAUAUGUUGUAUAUGAAGUUUACUAUUUAUGACAAUUGGGUCUUCCAAAUUGACAAGAUUAAAGAUUAGAUGGAGAGAUUGAUAUUCAUCUAACAAUUUUUAUGAGUGUUCAUUCAUCAUUUAACUCUAUCUCUAUCUGUUGAUGUUUCAAAAGUUCAGUUAUUUGAAUAAGAGCUGAAGCAGAGUAUCCUCAA